AUGUCACAGAACUCUUUUAUUCCACCGUGGUGUUCAGGAAGAGUUUCCGAAAGGCGAAAACCACGAAAACUUUCGCACCGUGAAUUGAAAUCGUUCCGUCCGCUGUGGGAAAAUAUUACGAAACACGAGACCGAGGAUAGAAGACAUCAAGGGGUGAAAGAGAGAAAUAUCCAAAGAGAAAAAUUGAAAGUCUUUAUACUUUUACUCUUCAUAGCGGGAUCUGGCUGUUACAUUAUCCGUGAGAGAAUUCCAACAUCGGAGAUCGAAAAACUGCUGACGCAAACAAAGUUGGCGUGGACUAACAGGAAUGCAAUCGGAAGCUACAUUGCCGGCGCGCGGGCCGUAAAAGGUAGCACCACAUCAGAAUGGGGUGGGCGACUUGGCCUGUGGGGUAUAAUCCCUCUGUGGCGCGCCUCUCCGCCGCCCGAGACAAUACUGGCUUUGAGGCAACCCACGCCGUCUGAUUGCUGGCCUUUUAGUGGCUCAUCUGGAGAGCUAAUAAUACACGUACCGCACUCAAUUCAAGUGGAUAACAUAAGCCUGGAACAUAUUAGACCAGACACCGCCCGAAGUGCACCGAAGGACUUCGUAGUUUACGGUAUCCUAGAGAAUGGUACAUGGACAAAAGCGACAGACGGAACAUACCGGCAUAAUAAGCCAGCGAAACAAUACUUUUCAUUAGACAACUGUAGCGCUCCCUUAAAAAGCAUUGUUUUCCAAGUUUUGUCCAACUACGGCAAUCCGAAAUAUACUUGUGUAUACAGAGUACACCUUUACAGUAGGCAUAUUGACGGAUAG
Molecule: messenger RNA, 798 nt
Organism: Leptosia nina
Lineage: Eukaryota; Metazoa; Arthropoda; Insecta; Lepidoptera; Pieridae
Source: the annotation of a GenBank genome assembly